AUGGUGGAUGUUGGUGCCCAGAAGGAAGGGCUCAUACCCAUAUCGAAGAUGCUGGGCGCAGCCCCGAACGGCAGCUGCUUCGAUUGCGUCCACGAAGGAGAAGAGGUCGAAGUCUGGGUAAGCGAGGUGUCCCAUCCAGAGGAUUUACGCCACGGGAAGCUUGUGCUUGCUAUGGACAAAGACAAGAUAUCAAGGCCGGACACCCCCGGCCCCAUGGCCAACGUCAUGCAAUUUCAGUCCAGGUUGGGAAAGGUGUGGUUCAAUGGUACGGUGAGUCGCCACCGAUCCUAUGGGAUGUUCGUGCGGAUCGAAGCUCCCGCAGGCGAUGGAUUUGUAGAGGGCCUGGUUCCCAGAAGCGAGUGCACUUACAAUGCGACGGUGGGCUCCGAGGUCUCAGUGCGAGCCUUGCGCCUGAAUCCCGACAAAAACCACCUCUACCUGUCCAUGCGGGCUGCAGCUGCCAAAGGGAUGGAAGCAAGGCUCUCUGUCUUCAAAAACAUGACUGGCCAACGGCUACCCGGCACGGUCACCCGCAGCGGCAAGUUUGGUGCCUUCGUCGAGGUUUCGCACCCGGACGGCGGAAACAUCGUGGGUCUUGUCCCAUCCCUUGCGAAGGAGGAUGCUGGCCGGCAAUGGCCACACAGGCUAGAGGACCUGCACAUCGGUCAGGAGCUGACAGGCGUCGUUCUGCGUGUGCGGCCGCUGGCCCUUGUCGACGUCGGCCUCAAAGUCAGAGGGGUUCUGCCAGUGGGGAAGAUGAGCUCCUCAAAGCAAGAGACGGCUACUGACGAGGCUCACGUGAACCUGGGCGAUCGGGUGCAAGUUUGGGUCAGCGAGAUUCGGUACAACUCCAGUAAGAGGGAGCGCCCGACCUUGAUUUUGGCCAUGGACGAGAAUCGGAUCUACAGCCUUUGGAAUUCUGGACCGAUGGCAGAUCUGAAAGAUUUCGUGGGUCUUGAUACCCAGCAGUGGUAUACGGGCACGCUGACCCGCAAGAUGGAGGCCGGCUGGUUCGUGAGUGUGCCAUCCCCACAUGGCGAGGGAUCCCGCCAAGGCUUCGUGUACCUCCCGGAGUGCAAGGGCGAUGCAGAAAUCGGCUCGCAGGUGCAGGUCCGCGUCCUCGGCGUGGACUUGGAAAAGGGAUACCUUGACCUGUCGAUGCGGACAUCAUCGCCACUGAAGGGUGCAGAGGCGAAGCUGGCGUUGUACCGGGACUUGAGGGAUCAUUGGCUGCCGGGUCGGGUCAAGAGCUUUGGAGCCUAUGGGGCCUCGGUGGAGGUUUGGCACCCUGUUGCCGGCACACUGGUCGGCAUCUUGCCGAAGGCGCAUAUGGAGCGCGCCCAAGACCUGGCCGUCGACAAGAAGAUCAAGGUGCGCGUCUGGGAUGUGACCGACGAGCGCCUGUUUUUGUCCAUGCAAGAGAAGGUGAAGGAAAUUCCCAAGGAGUUCCUGGCGUUGGUGGAGGAUGAGCUGGGGAGUGCGAUGACUGUUGAACUACUGGAAGAAGGUCAGAAGGUCGAAGUGCGAGUGACGCAGGCUAGCAAGGAAGGCCUUGAGCUAGCCCUUUGCACAUAA
Molecule: messenger RNA, 1575 nt
Organism: Symbiodinium natans
Lineage: Eukaryota; Dinophyceae; Suessiales; Symbiodiniaceae
Source: the annotation of a GenBank genome assembly